AGGAAAAACUUUCAGAAUCUAAUUUGAGUAUUUAUUUCUUAUAAAUUGUUGGAUUCCAUUCUAUAAAAAUAAUGAUCCAAACCUUUCCAUUCACAACCUUGCUUCAAGUAUUCACACUUCCCAUAAAUGUUUCGUCAGUAAAAUAAAUUUUAUAUUAGGGAAAAAUGCUAAAAACUUAGCCAAAUCUGUGUCAGAAUUAUAAUAAUCCCAUUAUCUUACCAUACACUUAGUUGACUAAAUCACCUCACAUUCAAGCCAAUAAUCCAUAAAUCAGAAAUUAUCAUUUCUUUACUUCAUCACCCAACUGUUUCCAGAAUUUUACUGAAAAAAAAUCCCAUCUUUUCUAAUCACUUCAUUGUAGAUUUUUUUCACAUUCUCAAUCUCAUCAUUUCCGAUGGGAAAGUACGGCGGCGCAAAGACCAGAACCACCGUUUGUUUAUCAGACGGUGCUAUCUUUCUCGCCGGAGCUUUCAUGUCUCUUACUCUCGUCUGGUCUUACUUCUCACUCUUUUCACCUUCUUUCACUUUCACCUUCAACGGUUUACGUCACGGCGGCGAACCGGUUCAAUGUUCCGGUUUAAACAUGCAAUUAGACCCAUCCGAACCCGGUUUUUACGACGAUCCGGAUCUAAGCUACUCGAUCGAAAAAUCAAUCACAAAUUGGGACGAGAAACGGCACGAAUGGUUUAAAUCACACCCAUCAUUCAAACCCGGUUCAGAAAACCGGAUCUUAAUGGUAACCGGUUCACAAUCCUCGCCGUGUAAAAACCCAAUCGGAGACCAUUUGUUACUCCGGUGCUUCAAAAACAAAGUCGAUUACGCUCGAAUCCAUGGCCAUGAAAUCUUCUACAGCAAUGCUCUUCUUCAUCCGAAGAUGAAUUCGUAUUGGGCGAAACUUCCGGUGGUUAAAGCGGCGAUGCUUGCUCACCCAGAGGCGGAGUGGAUUUGGUGGGUUGAUUCCGACGCCAUUUUCACCGACAUGGAAUUUAAACCGCCGCUUCACCGUUACCGUCAACAUAACCUCGUCGUUCACGGUUGGCCAAAUAUAAUCUACGAUAAACCGAGUUGGACGGCGUUAAACGCCGGCGUUUUCUUAAUCAGGAAUUGUCAAUGGUCAAUGGACUUAAUUGACACGUGGAAGAGUAUGGGACCAGUGAGUCCAGAUUACAAAAAGUGGGGUCCGAUCCAACGGUCGAUAUUCAAAGAUAAGUUGUUUCCAGAGUCAGAUGAUCAGACGGCUCUGAUUUAUUUGCUUUAUAAACAUAAAGAGUUGUAUUAUCCUAAGAUAUACCUCGAAGGAGAGUAUUAUCUCCAAGGGUAUUGGAUUGGUGUCGUUGAUGGUUUCGCUAACGUGACGGAGCGGUAUCUCGAGAUGGAACGAGAAGACGACACGUUGCGUAGACGUCACGCGGAGAAAGUCAGCGAGCGAUACGGUGCGUUUAGAGAAGAGCGGUUUUUGAAAGGCGAGUUUGGUGGGAGAGGUAGUCGCAGACGCGCGUUUGUAACGCAUUUUACGGGAUGUCAACCAUGUAGCGGUGAUCAUAAUCCGAGUUACGAUGGUGACACGUGUUGGAAUGAGAUGAUCAGAGCCCUUAAUUUUGCUGAUAAUCAGGUGAUGCGCGUGUAUGGUCACGUGCAUUCUGAUUUGAGUAAGACUUCUCCGCUUCAACCUCUGCCGUUCGAUUAUCCUAAUGAGGCUUGGUGAUUAUUUUCUUAAUAAGUACUUUGAUAAGUU
This is a messenger RNA of Arabidopsis arenosa, 1735 nucleotides long. NCBI's taxonomy places the organism in Eukaryota, Viridiplantae, Streptophyta, Magnoliopsida, Brassicales, Brassicaceae. The record is from the annotation of a GenBank genome assembly.